AGUGUUAGCAACCGCUGCGCGCGCCGGACUCUUAUUUUGGAGGACACUUCCGCCUUCUAGCAAGACUGAUACUGAACGAAGAACGAAGAGGUACGGUGCAUCAUUCCUGUGUUAAUAUUUCCCUGCUUUUCAGACGUCCUUGAAGAACAUCUUCCUGAGCAGCACAAGUGAACCUCACGGAUGGAGCAGGCAGAGGAGAACCUGCAGUACACCCACAUUAAAGGAAAAGAGCGGGAUCAAAAGCAACCCCACAUUAAAGAGGAGGAGCCACAUACUUCUUACAUUAUGGAGGAGGAGUCACAGACCCCUGAAAUUAAGGAAGAAAAUGAGUCACAGCCCUCCGUCACUUUACAGAAGAAGAGGAGUCAUAACUUUGUUCACAUUAAAGAGGAAGAGGAGGAACACAUCAUCAGUCAGGAGGGAGAGCAUAUUAAAGAAAUAGAGGAGGUUGAUAUCACCAAGAUGCCAUUGACUGGUGUGAUUAUGAAGAGUGAAGAUGAUGAGGUCAAAGAUGAAAAUGAGGAGAAGAGCGAGCCGGAGCCUCCAAGCAGCAGCUCAACUCAACACAUAACAGAAGCUGAUGGAGACCACUGUGGAGGAUCACAAGCAGACAAGCUUUUGGCUCCACUAUCAGAUAGUGAGGACACAACGUCACACUCUCCUGACACUGAUGAUGAAGACUCUAAAGCUGAUAAGACAUGUCACACUGACAACACACGCUUUAGAUGUUCUCACUGUGACAAAACUUUUAAUCACCGUGGUAGUUUGAAAAGACACAUGAGAAAUCACACAGGAGAAAAACCGUUUUCCUGCUCAGAAUGUGGUAAAGGUUUUGGACAAAAAAAUGUGCUGAAAGAACACAUGAAGAUACACACAGGAGAAAAACCUUUUUCUUGCUCAGUAUGUGCUAAAAGUUUUGUACAAAGUCACAAUUUGAAGGUACACAUGAGAAUACACACUGGAGAAAAACCUUUUUCCUGUUCAGUCUGCGGUAAAGAGUACGGACAAAGACAGAAUUUAAAAGAACACAUGAGAAUUCAUACUGGAGAUGAACCUUUUUUGUGCUCAGUGUGUGGUAAAGGUUCGGCAAGAAAAAGUAGUUUGAAACAACACAUGAGAAUACACACUGGAGAAAAGCCUUUUUCCUGCUCAGUAUGUGGUAGAGUUUUUGGCCAAAAAAAUGUGCUAAAUGAACACAUGAAAAUACACAGUGGAGAAAAACCUUUUUCUUGUUCGACCUGCGGUAAAUAUUUUGUACGAAGGCAUUAUUUAAAAAUACACAUGAGAACACACACCGGAGAAAAACCUUUUUCCUGCUCUGUAUGCGGUAGAGGUUUUGCACAAAAAAUAGCGUUGAAAGAACACAUGAAUACACACACUGGAGAAAAACCUUUUUCUUGUUCAAUCUGUGGUAAAGGUUUUAUACAAAGUCAGUAUUUGAAAGCACACCUGAGAACACACACAGGAGAGAAAGUGUUUAGUUGCAGUGUGUGUGAUGAAAGAUUCUCUUAUGAGUACCAGUGUAAGAAACACAAGUGCGCUGGUGAAAACAGCAAAAGCAAAUAAACUGUCAAAACAUUAACUUUUUGAAUUUUUUAACAUCAGCACAUAACGUCAUCAUUUGUGUGUGUGUAACACAAACUUGUUAAUAUGUUUGUUCCAUUCAUAUUUCAGAUGAGUGAUUAUGUUCAGCUAAGCACAUGCAUUGAUAUACAACAUUGUGUACUUUUGUUUCAAAAUGAACAGAACAAUUUGUAAAAGUUAGAGUAAAUAGCACAAAACAAAAAUGGGCGUAUAUGUAUUCAUUAUUCACUUUUAUAAUUAUUCAUAAUAGUGUUCUUUAAUGUAUGGUGUGUGUUCUAUUUUUCAUUUAUCACUGUAAAUGAACUCCUUUAAAUGGUAUACAUAUUUGUUUUACAUUUGUUCAUACCUUUGCUUUUGAGUACAUUUAAAUCCUUCUUAGUUCAUAUUUACUGAUUCACAUCCGAAACAUCUUGGCCACGUCAUUUGAGUAGUUGUGUUUUAUACGAGAUAAUUUACAUUUAAGGUGUCAGGCUUUAUGAAUCAUUUGUAAGGUUUAGAUACAUGAUUAUAUUAGCUUUAUGAGUAUCUUUUGUAAUAUGAAUAUUGUUUUUUGAAUGUUAUA
Messenger RNA from Nerophis ophidion (straightnose pipefish), 2146 nucleotides. Its product is annotated as zinc finger protein OZF-like. The record is from RefSeq and is a predicted model, not a curated record. The transcript is spliced from 2 exons. Bases 181 to 1566 code for a protein of 461 amino acids. NCBI's taxonomy places the organism in Eukaryota, Metazoa, Chordata, Actinopteri, Syngnathiformes, Syngnathidae. Gene Ontology annotation, biological process: regulation of transcription by RNA polymerase II. Gene Ontology annotation, molecular function: RNA polymerase II cis-regulatory region sequence-specific DNA binding; DNA-binding transcription factor activity, RNA polymerase II-specific.